Molecule: messenger RNA, 1853 nt
Organism: Leptosomus discolor (cuckoo roller)
Lineage: Eukaryota; Metazoa; Chordata; Aves; Leptosomiformes; Leptosomidae
Gene: NELFA
Product: negative elongation factor complex member A
Biological process (GO): negative regulation of transcription elongation by RNA polymerase II
Cellular component (GO): NELF complex
Source: RefSeq, a predicted model, not a curated record
ACGAACAAGACGGCGACCCGCAGGGGUCCUCACCCCCUCCCUUCCUCCCUUUAGGUGUCUUCAUAAAAUGCCCGUGGAGAAUCCCCUCUUUUUUCGCCCCGCUCCCAAGAUGGCGUCGAUGCGGGAGAGCGACACUGGCCUGUGGCUGCACAACAAACUGGGCUCCACAGACGAGCUGUGGGCGCCGCCGAGCAUUGCCUCGCUGCUCACAGCUUCGGUGAUCGACAACAUCCGCCUCUGUUUCCACGGCCUCUCCUCGCCCGUCAAGCUCAAGCUACUCCUCGGGAUGCUGCACCUGCCCCGCCGGGCGGUGGAUGAGAUGAAAGGGGCACUGACUGAAAUUAUCCAGCUCGCUACCUUGGAUUCAGACCCCUGGGUCUUAAUGGUAGCUGAUAUUUUAAAAUCCUUUCCAGAUACUGGGUCCCUUAACCUUGAUCUUGAAGAACAGAAUCCCAAUGUUCAAGAUAUUUUAGGAGAGCUUAGAGAAAAAGUAAGUGAAUGUGAAACUUCAGCUAUGUUGCCGCUGGAAUGCCAAUACUUAAACAAAAAUGCCUUGACGACACUGGCUGGGCCACUUACUCCCCCAGUGAAACACUUCCAGCUGAAAAGGAAACCUAAGAGUGCCACACUCAGAGCUGAACUCCUGCAGAAGUCAACAGAAACUGCACAACAGCUCAAGAAGACUGCAGGAGUGCCUUUCCAUGCCAAAGGCAGGGGACUGGUCAAAAAGAUAGAUACAACAACACCACUCAAAGGAAUACCAAAACAAGCUCCAUUCAGGAGUACUUCAGCACCUAGUGUAUUUAGUCCUUCUGGAAACAGAACUCCUAUUCCUCCUUCAAGAACACCUUUGCGCAAAGAAAGAGGAGUAAAGCUUCUAGAUAUCUCUGAGCUGGAUAUGGUAGGUGCUGGCCGUGAAGCAAAGAGAAGAAGAAAGACAUUAGAUACAGAAGUUGUGGAAAAGCAAGCCAAAGAAGAAACAGUAGUAGAAAAUGCUACCCCAGAUUAUGCUGCUGGCCUGGUGUCUACACAGAAACUUGGCUCCUUGAACAAUGAGCCUGCACUACCUUCUACAAGUUACUUACCUGCUACCCCCAGUGUGGUGCCGUCUUCCUCGUAUAUCCCAAGCUCUGAAACACAGCCAGCUGGCUCUGCACGAGAGGCCUUGCAGACUAACAGGCAGACUGAAGAACCUGCAGCUCCAAAUGCUACUACAACUCUUCCUGCACAAUUCAAACAAAGAACACCCAUGUACAAUAGCAACUCUAAUCCACCUGCAGCUACACCUACCUCACCCCUGACACCUACCACACCUCCUGCCAUUUCCCCUGCGGCACAAGCACCACAAGUGGCCCCCCAAACUCAGCAACAGCCACCACCGAAGAAAAGCCUCUCUCUCACAAGGGAGCAAAUGUACGCCGCACAGGAAAUGUUCAAGACUGCAAACAAAGUUACAAGGCCAGAAAAGGCUCUUAUACUUGGAUUCAUGGCAGGAUCCAGAGAGAAUCCUUGCCAAGAGCAAGGUGACAUCAUCCAAAUUAAACUUAGUGAGCAUACAGAAGAUUUACCAAAGGCAGAUGGCACUGGCAGCACCACUAUGUUGGUUGAUACGGUCUUUGAAAUGAACUAUGCUACUGGUGAAUGGACCAGAUUCAAGAAGUACAAACCUAUAACUAAUGUUUCCUAAGAGGUGCCACAACAGCAGACUGGACCAAAUCAAGCUUAGGGUCAACCAGCUCAUAGAGUAUGUCAACUGUACACCCGAACACCACUUUGUACAUUUCUUAUUACCCGCCAGAGUAGAAGUUGUGGCUCUUCAACCUAACUGAGCUCAGUAAACACAGAAGAUGAUG